Molecule: messenger RNA, 993 nt
Organism: Aspergillus aculeatinus CBS 121060
Lineage: Eukaryota; Fungi; Ascomycota; Eurotiomycetes; Eurotiales; Aspergillaceae
Exons: 4
Coding region: 442-993 (183 amino acids)
Source: RefSeq, a predicted model, not a curated record
UUCGGCUGUACAUUAGUUCCUGUAGUAGUAGUCAUAUUACUGGAAUCUUUUGCUUGCAAGUCCUGUCUACUUGCCUAAGACUAUACAGGUGCCGCCGCUUUCAUAACGGCAACACGUGACUCAUCCUUCUAUACUCUUAUACUCCUGGACACCUGACGCGAAGAAAACCACCCGGCCCUUUCGUCCUUGGGCAUUGUCUCAAGCUACAGAUGAAAGGCUGAUUUGCUCUUAUGGGGAUCCAAGCUCGAACGUCACCGCCGCCGCCUCGUCCAGUUCGUUUCCCAGAUUGGGACAGGCGUGCUUCGUAUGUGGCGGCUGUGGCUGCAAUGACUGAGGGCUGGGAGAUCGCGCGGGAGAGGCGUCUCCGGGUCGAGGUCCAGUGUUUCAACCCAGUCUGCAAAUGUGGCCGGGGUCCGGUUACUGUGGUGGGAGAAAUACCCAAUGGAGUGGGACGAGUUCGAUCGACCCUUCCGGCAAGACUUGGUGAAGCAGAGUUGGUGGCGACGGCAGGCAAUGCGCGUCAUGGCGAAGACGUGGAUCGAGGGGAUGGUAGUUUCAAGAAUGUUGCGGAAGUUCCGCCAAAUGGCCGUGAGGGGCCCUGGAGCGUUCGGAGCUGUCGGGAAGAUUCUCCUUGAGAUUGAGUGCCACCAGGGUCAGCACGCGCAGACUUGGGGCGGCACUGCGCAGAGAAAGCGCAAGGUCGGAUUGGGUGACUUCGACCCAGUGCAGGCAAAGACGGGCAAGGUGGCGCGAUAUAGAGCCUUGCAUGUCAGUCGCAGGGCAUAUAGAUCCAGGUAUGCCAGGCACGUUGCAAUCGCAUCGAACAACUCUGGUGGGAGGGACUCCAUUGUGUGCGGCAGGUCAGAUGCAAUUGGGGAGUUGGAGACCAAGGGGGAGAGGGAAGAGGAUGAAUGCCUCAUGUAUUGGUGUUUGGAAUAUGGAAGAAGAGCUAUCCACACGACUUUCGGACAUGUCCCCCAAAUCUCGCUGUAG